AGUUCAUCUAUUGAUCCAAAUUUAGUGCCCCUCAACUCAACUAUCCCUACCUUAAGAGUUAAAACCCAUCUACACCACAAUGGAUAGGUAGGCGUAAAUUUGCAAAUUGUUGAAGCCAUCGUAUUAUUGGAGAGUCUCGACGACAAGUUUUUCAAGUUCUAAAUAUACGGCCGGGGAGGUAGCAGACGCAAAGGCAACCUCGGGGACCGACGCCCGACGGUUUUAAUCCGCUAAAACUGCUGCCAUCGGCGUGGAUAGAGGGAAUUAGGGUUAAGGGAGGAGUAGAUCGAGAUCCUCUCCGAUGGCAUUGAAGUUUCUGAACAAGAAGGGAUGGCACACGGGGAGCCUUCGUAAUAUAGAAAACGUAUGGAAGGCCGAGCAGAAACAUGAGGCCGAACAGAAGAAAUUAGAGGAGCUUCGCAAGCAGAUCGUAGAGGAGAGAGAGCGUGCGGAGUUUAGGGAAAUUCAGGAACAAGCUGGUCUCGUUCCGCGGCAGGAGAGGUUGGAGUUUUUGUAUGAUUCUGGUUUAGCUGUGGGAAAGAGUAGUGGAUUUAAGGCUCUUGAAUCCACUCCCUCCCAGACGGAUCCUCCUGACUCAACAGCUUCUUCCUCUGCAUCUAAGGCUCAAUCAUCUGUUCCUGGUGCUUUAUUUGAGGACAAGCCACAAUCUGCCAAUGAUGCUUGGAGGAAACUUCAUUCUGAUCCUUUGCUAUUAAUUCGACAACGGGAGCAAGAAGCUUUAGCUCGAGUGAAGAACAACCCAGUACAGAUGGCCAUGAUUCGGAAAUCUGUUGAGGCAAUGAAGCACAAGGAUAAGACUGGCGUUGAGAAGGAAGAGAAGCACAGGAGGAAAUAUCGUCAUCAUAAGAAGUCAGAGCAUCACAAAAAGUCAAAGCACUACAGUUCAGAUGAAGAUCAAAGUCAUAAAAAAGGGGACAACCGAGGGAAGGGGAGAGACCUGCCAUACGAAGACAGAAAACACAAAGAAACACAAGCCAGGGACCCUGAUUCAAAACCAGACAAAGAGAGAGAAGAGAGGGGGGGCAGGUGGAGACGUCCUGUCAAGCUCUCAGAGGAAGAGAGAGCUGCCAGGCUGCGAGAGAUGCAGCUCGACGCCGAGGUGCAUGAGGAGCAAAGAUGGAAAAGAAUAAAGAAGGCCGAUGAAAACGACGCCAAGGAAGAAGCCAUCGUCGGUGCACAGUUGUUGUCGGGAGGAAGGAAUUUCCUGGAUGCCGCUCAGAGAAGUGUAUAUGGGGCUGAGAAGGGAGGGAGCUCCACCAUUGAAGAGAGUGUUCGUCGCCGGACACAUUAUUCGCAGGGCAGAUCUGCAGAAGCAACUGAACGUAAUGCUUUCCGAAGGUAAGGAAAUAGGUAUAUUUCAGUGUCAUGAGUCUGUGUUAGUUGUUGGCGACCAUUUGAAUUUGUUCAAUCCGAUUUACGAAGGCAAAUGUGCACACAUUCUAAGAAUACUGAUUACUGCGAGCUUGUUUGGUUGAGGGAUAAUUUGUUGAAAUGGUUGGAAAGUGGAAACCAGUUGGACUUCAUUACGGG
Molecule: messenger RNA, 1551 nt
Organism: Cuscuta epithymum
Lineage: Eukaryota; Viridiplantae; Streptophyta; Magnoliopsida; Solanales; Convolvulaceae
Source: the annotation of a GenBank genome assembly